Molecule: messenger RNA, 932 nt
Organism: Gossypium raimondii (Peruvian cotton)
Lineage: Eukaryota; Viridiplantae; Streptophyta; Magnoliopsida; Malvales; Malvaceae
Product: brassinosteroid-responsive RING protein 1
Exons: 1
Coding region: 95-646 (183 amino acids)
Biological process (GO): protein ubiquitination
Molecular function (GO): ubiquitin protein ligase activity
Source: RefSeq, a predicted model, not a curated record
AUUCCCCCCCUUUCUUUUUCCUUUCCUUUCUCUUGCCAAUUACUUUCCAUUCUCUCUCCCUUUCAUUGCUGGUUUUUUUUUUUCCGUUGCUUCAAUGGGUUUCUUUGUAGAAGAUCCAGGGCUAAUUGUAACCCAUCUUCUUUACAAAACAGCUGUUGUUUUAGCAGUUUUAAGAUGGGUCUGGUCUUGGGCUCUUAGGUUUAAAGACACGAGUUUAUUUAGUUUCAUUUUUUCAUCUGACUCCCAAAACAACACUUCUUCUUCUUUGGUUUCUUCACAAAUGAUUAGAGACAGCCUGGUGUUGACAACCUUCGAAGAUGCUAAGGAAAGGGUGCCUUGGGUUUCUGACACGUGUGCAGUCUGCUUGAAUCAGCUGAAGGAAGGUGACGAGGUCAGAGAAUUGAGGAACUGUUGUCACGUGUUCCACAAAGAUUGCAUUGACAGAUGGGUUGACUAUGAUGAAGAUCAAGAUCACGACCAUCAUGAUUAUGAUCAUGAUCAAGAUGAUAGUAACAAUCACAAGACUUGCCCCCUGUGCAGGGCCCCUUUACUCACUUCUUCACAAUGCUCGGUGUGGCCUAAGAAUGAACCUAGUUGGGCCGUCGAGCGACUCCUUUACCUAUUCGGGGACGAUCUUCUGCCUUGAUCUACGUCCUUUCAUCUAUUUUCUACAGUUUUUUUUUUCUUUUCUUUUUAACAUAUUAUUUGCUCAAUUCAUCAUGGAGAUAGAGCUUGGAGCAAUAAUUAUUGUAUAUUUAGUAGUCAGUUGAUGGUUUGGGUAUAGGGACAAGGGUCAAUUUUGUUCUUUGGGGAAGUCUAAAGUGAAGAGAAGAAAAAAAAAUACAGUCAAGUGGUCUAAACUCUAAAAGCUUGAUCCUUUGAAUAGAUGUAUGUAUAUAUAAUGAAAUACAUAUUAUUCUUUUCUUGUGUUA